Molecule: messenger RNA, 1577 nt
Organism: Caenorhabditis sp. 36 PRJEB53466
Lineage: Eukaryota; Metazoa; Nematoda; Chromadorea; Rhabditida; Rhabditidae
Source: the annotation of a GenBank genome assembly
AUGCCAACUCAGAGCAAUUCCUUCCUUCUUCGUAUUCUACUAUGCUGCACAGUGUUAGAUGCUUUUGUGGAAUCGAGAAUAACACAGAGUAUUGUUUAUGACCGGCUUCCGCCUGAACUCUUGAGUGAAGCAAGAAAGUUUGGAGCUAAAGGUGAGCUAAAAAUAUCCGUUUUUGUGUUUUUAAUGUUUCGUUUUGUUCAGCCUACAAAAACUUUCUCUACGCCACUGAAAAUGCGACGUCAAUAGAGCGGUGAGUGACCGAGUGACCUUUCGGGUUCAAAACCUAACAUAACUGGUUUUACAUUAUCUGUUUAUCAGUAAGAUUUGUUUUUUACUGCAUGUCCUCUUAAUGAUAACUCACUGAAAUUAAAACAUGAAAUUCAUUUGAUACAAGCUGACAGCUAUGAUAGUUCUCUGUAGGAAUCACGCGCAAACUGUUAUCUUUCACAGAAACGCGACAAAUUGUCAAUCCUAUCAUAUCUAGAAAGAUCAAAAGAACCAAAUUGCCCCCUAAACUAAACAGUUUACAGUAUGAACGUUUAUGAAGAUUACUUCAUGGAAUGUAACACUCUGGGACAUGAACGGGCACAGAAGGUAUUUCAGUCGACUUACAACACAAAGCUGACUAAGGAUAUGAAAGUAAGAGAGUUUAAGGGAGCAUCGGAGGAACUCUGUUUAAUUGUAGUUGCUCUUAACUCUUGGCUUCAACUCAUUCGCUGCUAGAUUUGUGUCAAUGGAAGCUGAUAAUUUCAAAGAAGGUCUUCAACAACUCUGUGAAAAGUACGAAAUGCAACUACAAUGUCAAUAUGGUUUUGGCGAAUCACGGUAUGGUCAAACUGUCAGUCAUCGUUAACAGUGACAAAGUGUGUGUUUUCAGAACGGCAAUAUACUGGAGACUGGAUGAUUUGAAAAACACUGACGGUAACCUGCGCAUUCUACUCGAUCGACAAUGCCCAGAACCGGAAAUCGACAACACCGUCUAUCAUUGUUUUUCGUCUGACGUGGAAGAAUACACCAAGCCUUGUUUUGAAGUAGGCCGUUUACACGUGAGCGUCGGGGAAAUAGUUAUGAUUUAGCAAAUGCUGGCUUACAACUACACCAGAUACUCGGCUGGACGGAGAAUUGCUAGACUGCACAUCAAAGCAACGAAAGAAGUUGCGGAAUUGACGGCUAAUAAGGUUUUAUUUACGAAAAUUCUGCGUAGAGUAUCACCUUGAACUUUUAGGACCUCGAAAAUGACAAUGACCAGUUCCUUUCAAUGAAAGAGCAUGUUCAAUCAGUAUUCGGGAAAGCACUCAGGCAAAUUGCUGAAAUAGAAGGGGAAAAGUGCGAGGCACUGGAAAAGGUGUUGAAAUGUGUGAUGCCACGUGUCGAAGAAAAGUGUGGUAGCGAAGCAGUGGAUAUUAUGCAAUCCAGUAUUCUUGUUGGGUCAGUAUCACUAUUUUUUCCAGCUGAUUCGAAAUGACGUUUACAGUUAUCUCUCGAUUCAACGACGCGAACCAUUGGCUUCACAAUUCAAAGGAUUCGGAGUGGAAUCAAGCAAAAAGUGUCUGAAGUUGGAUCCACAUAUCGAAUAG